Polypterus senegalus (gray bichir) is the source of this 1876-nucleotide messenger RNA. RefSeq lists its product as uncharacterized. Gene Ontology annotation, molecular function: calcium ion binding. The coding region runs from base 314 to 1747 and encodes 477 amino acids. The record is from RefSeq and is a predicted model, not a curated record. Lineage: Eukaryota; Metazoa; Chordata; Cladistia; Polypteriformes; Polypteridae. The transcript has 9 exons.
AUCCUUGUGAGGCAACGCUGCACAGACCCACUCAGUCGUUUCAUCAAGCUGCUCUGAGACAGUGUUCUUCGUUUACUGGGAUUAUAAUUUAUGCCGGAGGCAAAGGUUUUCUGGGAUUUUUUUUUUCUUUUUAAAAGGACACUUUCACUUGGGAAUGGAAAGAGGAACUGGGAAUUUUGACUGUUAGUCUUCUUUGGAAAAUACAUUUAAAAUCAGUAGAGUUGGAUUUACUUAAAUAAUUUUUAACCUGCGUUGACUGGAAUAUUUAAAAGUUGCUUAUUUACAGAGGGGUCUGUUUUUUACUUUACUAAUCAUGGCCUCCCAGAAAGUAUGGCUGCUGGGGCUAUUACUGACCCUGUUUUGCUCGUUCCAAACACCUUUGUUACCUGGAGCCCAAGCUCUUUUUGAUGAUUUUGAAGAUGACGAUGAUGAUGACAUUUUUGAUCAUGAUGAUGACGAUGCAGAUGAAGAGGAUAAUGAGGAUGAUGAUGAUGAUGACGACGACGACGAUGAAGGCCAAAAACACAUAAAGCAUCAUGGGCACAAUGAUAACAAUGAUAAUGGGCACAAAAACAAUAAACAUCAUGGGCACAAUGAUAAUAAUGAUCAUGGACAUAAUGAUAACAACGAUCAUGGCCACAAACACAAAGCUCAUGGACACAAUAACAACGAUCAUGGACAUAAAAAUAACAAUGAUCAUGGACACAAUAACAACGAUCAUGGACACAAUAACAACGAUCAUGGUCAUAAUAACAACGAUCAUGGACAUAAUGAUAACAACGAUCACGGACACAAUGAUAACAACGAUCAUGGUCAUAAUGAUAACAACGAUCAUGGACACAAUAACAACGAUCAUGGACAUAAUAACAACGAUCAUGGACACAAUAACAACGAUCAUGGUCAUAAUGAUAACAACGAUCAUGAACAUAAUGAUAACAAUGAUCAUGAACAUAAUGAUAACAACGAUCAUGGACAUAAUGACAAUGAUCAUGGAGACAAUGACAAUGAUCACAAUCACAAUGAUAACAAUGACCAUGAUGACGAUGAUUACAAUGACCAUGAUGACAAUGAUAAUAACAAUCAUGGCCAUAAUAAUAAUGAUGACAAGAAUGAUGAUGAUGAUGAUGAUGAUAAUGAUGACGAUGAUGACAAUGACAAUGAUGAUGAUGAUGAUAAUGAUGACGAUGACGAUGACGAUGAUGAUGAUGACGAUGAUGAUGAUGGCCAUGACGAUGAUGAUGAUGACGACGAUGAUGAACCUCUGUUUGAUGAUUUUGAAGAUGACGAUGAUGAUGACAUUUUUGAUCAUGAUGAUGACGAUGCAGAUGAAGAGGACGAUGAGGAUGAUGAUGAUGAUGACAACGACAACGACGAUGAUGGUGACCAAGAAGCCAAUGAUGAUGACGACGACGAUGACGAUGAUGAUGACGAUGACGAUGAUGAUGAUGAUGACGAUGACGACGAUGAUGACGACGGCGACGGCGACGAUGAUGACGACGACGACGAUGAUGACGAUGAAUAUCACGAUGGUUCACUUUGCCAUUACUGUGCUUUCUGUGAACACUGUGACAAAUGUGACAAGUGCCCAUGUGCCAAAGGAGACAAGAGUGAGCACUGCGAAGCCUGUGAUAUGUGCAGUUUCUGUUAUGUGUGCCCUGUAAUAUGUGAGACUGUCUGCAAACCAGGGAGCUAUGUGGAUGAGCUGACGGGGACGCUGUACCAGUCAGUGGCUAACAUUUUUGAGUAAUCCCAGAAGUAAGAUCACCACCAUGUGGGCAGAAGUGAAACGGCCAUUUCCAUCGCAGCAGAUUACUGUUUAUUUAUAUAAGUUGCAAAAUACAAUGAAACUACUGAAUUACACAGAAUGCCAAGUUUU